Messenger RNA from Sphenostylis stenocarpa, 303 nucleotides. Lineage: Eukaryota; Viridiplantae; Streptophyta; Magnoliopsida; Fabales; Fabaceae. The record is from the annotation of a GenBank genome assembly.
AUGCGUGGACCUGCUGAGCAGUUUCUUACAUUGAGGGCCUUUGGUGCUCCAGCAAUCGUGCUUGCAUUAGCCGCACAAGGCACCUUUCGUGGGUUUUUGGAUACCAAGACGCCUCUAUAUGCUGUAGGUGCGGGAAACUUUCUUAAUGUCAUAUUGGAUCCAAUAUUAAUAUUUCUUUUUGGCCUUGGAGUUAGUGGUGCUGCAGUAGCUACUGUGAUCUCUGAGUACGUCAAUGAUGUGAUAUUUAAUAGCUUUCAUUCUGCUAUGGAAAUUGAGUGGCAAAGUGCUGCUAAUCUCUUCUGA